AGCAAGGCGGAGAGAACCGACAGAGCGGAGAGAGGGAGUGGUCCUCCUUCCAGUUCUCCCCGCCCACCCUGCUGAAGGCGUCUCCUGAUUGGCUUCACGACAGCAGGGCUCAGGUUACAUUCGCGAGCGGAGCUGAGCGCGGGAGACCGGACCUGAGAGGAGAGCUGCUGGUUCUGCGCGGGUCCGCCGGCCUCGGACAGCCCAAGAGCUGCCACCCAACAUCACACAGACCCCCCCACCCCCGCCCUGCGCCAGGCUCCACCCCAGCCAAGGACCCCCCAACACUAGCAUGGACUGCUGCACGGAGAGCGCCUGCUCCAAGCCGGACGACGACAUUCUAGACAUCCCACUGGACGAUCCUGGUGCCAAUGCGGCCGCUGCCAAAAUCCAGGCGAGUUUCCGGGGCCAUAUGGCGCGGAAGAAGAUAAAGAGCGGAGAGCACGGCCGGAAGGGCCCGGGUCCUGGGGGACCGGGCGGAGCUGGGGGCGCCCGGGGAGGCGCGGGCGGCGGCCCCAGCGGAGACUAAGCCAG
Molecule: messenger RNA, 531 nt
Organism: Marmota monax (woodchuck)
Lineage: Eukaryota; Metazoa; Chordata; Mammalia; Rodentia; Sciuridae
Gene: Nrgn
Product: neurogranin
Exons: 2
Coding region: 290-526 (78 amino acids)
Molecular function (GO): calmodulin binding
Source: RefSeq, a predicted model, not a curated record